This is a messenger RNA of Rhea pennata, 2369 nucleotides long. RefSeq names its product A-kinase anchoring protein 7 (gene AKAP7). The record is from RefSeq and is a predicted model, not a curated record. Gene Ontology annotation, cellular component: cytosol. Gene Ontology annotation, molecular function: protein kinase A regulatory subunit binding. The transcript is spliced from 8 exons. NCBI's taxonomy places the organism in Eukaryota, Metazoa, Chordata, Aves, Rheiformes, Rheidae. Bases 127 to 1179 code for a protein of 350 amino acids.
AACUUUAAAACCCACCGCAAGGGAAGCACGGUGUAGCGGAGCGCACGCACAGAUUGGUGCCUGUAUGUGGAGAUACACCUGUUCACGGGCGCACACUCAUGCGUGGUUAUACACACCUAACACUGAAUGCCAGCAAAAGAUGAGCUGGAAAAUGUAUUGGAAAAGAAAAUACUGGAAGAGAAUGAAAGAAGCACACAACAGAGAAAAGAACGAUGCGCUUCUCCAGAUUCUGUAGACUCUCUGAUGGUAGAAAUGCCAUUUGUCAACAUAGAUAUUGAAGAUGAAUUUGCUAUAUGUUCAACCUCUGAAGUAAAUAUAAAAAAGAAAAGAAAGAGGACUACGGGAAGGGAAAAUGAAGAAUGCAGUGAGAGAAAGAAGAAAAAGAAAAAACAGUAUCAGCCAAAUUAUUUCAUUUCUAUCCCAAUUACUAAUCCAGAGAUUGCUGGUGGUAUUCAGGCUGUCCAAGACAUGAUAAUACAAAAGGAUCAUAGACUUUCCAAAGCAAUGGUUCACCAUGGCUCAUUACAUGUCACAUUAUUGGUGAUGCAUUUAUCCAGUAAGGAAGAAGUUAGCACAGCAGUGGGUGCUCUUUCAGACAGCAAAGAUUUGGUAGAAGAUCUCCUAAAAGGAAGAACUGUGGAUUUGUCUUUUCAAGGAAUUGAUCACUUCAAAAAUGAAGUUGGAUUUGUGAAAUUGGCAGAAAGUGAUCAUACAGCUAUACUUACAGAAGUAGCAGAGAUUAUAAGGAAGAUAUUUCAAGAAAAGGGCAUCUUGGCAGGAGAAGACAGAGCUUUUAAACCCCAUCUGACCUUCAUGAAGCUGUCAAAAUCACCAAAGCUACGUAAGGAGGUGAAAAAAAUUGAUCCAAGCCUUUAUGAAAAAUUUAAAAGCUAUUAUUUUGGAGAUGAAAUUCUGCACCGCCUAGAUCUUUGCUCCAUGCUGAAAAAAAAGCAGCCUAAUGGUUACUACUAUUGUGAGUCUUCUGUCAUUCUUGGAAAGAAUCAUGAAGCAGAUUUAGUAAAGGAAGCUUUGCACAGAGAAACACAGGCCCUGUUAUCCAAAGUGAAUCAGAUAAAGAAGCUGUUAUCCAGUUCUGAGAUCCGCAUGAAAAUUAGCAAAGAACUAUUUGAAGACAGGCACAACUAUACCAAUAAAGGGAAAAGUUGCAUUGACUCUUGAUCUACAAAUGCAUGAUUGUAAAUUACUGUGGUGUAAAAUGUCAUCAGGCUGUUUAAAGACAAGAAAGAAAUUUUCUUUCCUCUGUUUCUUUUUUACUGAAAAUAUAAAUGGGUGUAAAUGGUUCAUGAGAUAUAAUAGUGAAAUACUUGCACAAAAGGACUGUAUUUCAUAAUGAUGAACUACAGCCACUCCUCAGCACAGCAUUGAAAUGUGCUUAAAUGUGCAGGUAUACGUCAUGAUUCCAAAGUGGAAAAAUACUGGCUUCAAGUAAAUCUGAGCAAAGACUGUGCCCUUCCUUUAUCACUGCAAAUAACUCAGAUUUUUCUCACUGAUUAUUUCUGUAGCAAUGACACACAUAUAUUUAAAAAAUUGAUACUUUUAAAUACUUUAAAAUGUAUAUUUGAGAAAAGCUCUUUUAAUUAUCUGCCUUUUGUAUAUGUACUGACAUUUUGAUUUAGCACUGUCUGGUUUUUAUUUUUGUUUUUAAACAGCAGUUGAAUACAUGUAUAGAUACUGAUGUGUAGUUUCUGUUUACAUUAAAGCAAGAAUGUUUAAAUUUUUCAAAUGAGCUUCUGGCUGCGUUAAUCUCAAUGGCAAAACUCUUAUUGGCUUUAAUGGAGUCAGGUUGCUGCCUCAAGAUUUCUCAUGAAAGUAAUAUUCCUUAGAAUGAUAUUUGCCUUUUCAUUUUUGUUGAAAAAUGGUGGGUUUUAUCUUUUGCUUUUGAUGUUUCCUCCAUCUCUAUCUUCUGCUGCCUGAGGUGGGGUCUCAGCUUGCAUUAAUUCUUCCCCUCACACACCUGCAGGAGUCAGUGACGCUUUGGAUGCACAACCCUGCAGGACAGUGACAAGUAUUGGGCAGUGCAGUCCAGUACUUGUUCACUUGCACUCCUUAUAAACAUUUGUUUAAAAUUGCCUAACUGUAAAAGCUGUAUAAUAUAUGUUGUGAGGUAUCAAAUUUGGACUAUUAGAAAAGCUAUGUGCAUAUUCUUCAUUGGUUUUAAGCGCUGGUCAUUUAUCUCAAGCUUCAUACUUACAAUUUUUUCUCAAUAUAUAACAGUAUAUCGUGAAAUGCAUCUCAUACAUUUCUGAGUCCACGUUCCUAAUAAAGAUUUUUUUAUUUGCACUAUUUGUAUGUUUUCACCCCUCUCCAAAUGGAUUUUAAUAAAAUGAAGUACUUUGCAAGUAACAAAA